GUAGGUAUCAGCCUAAUGAAUCUAGGGGAGUGGCAAUACAACUAUUGUGCGCAUCUUCGGAAUCAGUUCAAAACAGGAUAUGGAAGUUGGUUUAAGCAGUGCAGCUACUUUUACUUGCAAAUCUUGUGAAAUACACGCGAGCUGGCAAGGAUGCUUCACCUACAGAACCUCAUGAGACGAGGACUGAAAGUCUUCAGGAUGAACGCAACAGCUGGUGCUUGCAGUAAUCUCGCUUCUCCUCCUUUGCCUUUAGCUCUUCAGCACAGAGCCAGAGGCCAGCGGAACGUCAGCACCGGAGACAUGACGGGGAGAAGGGCUGCGCAAAAUUUUCAGGCCGAGACAUUUUAUCGAGAAGAGAAUCACACCAAAAUUGCGAGCAUUUCGCAGCGAAGUGGUGACUGGAUGCUAGAGGUUAAAUGGGACAACGGAAGGAGAGAGUGCUACCCGUACAUUUGGCUCAGAGACAAUUGCCAGUAUGAGCAGUGUUUCCAUCCCACAGCCCACGCGAGGACAGUGGACAUCAAGGAUCUUGACGUUUCGAUUGUCCCAACUUCUGUCAACGUCAUCGAGAAUUCCAGCGCAUUUGAAAUCACCUGGCCAGAUGGACACCUCAGUGCCUACAACAGCGAUUGGCUGCGGGAAAGAUCCUUUGCGAGAGAAGGCAGAAGGAAAAGACAGCAAAUCAGGAGGGGCGACCGAGAAUUAUGGGACGCGAAUCUCCUCCAUAAGCUCCCGACGGCGAAGUACGAGGAGCUCUUGAGUGAAGAUAGCGCUCUCCUGGACUUCAUCGUCACGCUGGAGAAAAUCGGAUUGGUUAUCGUCAGCGGAGCCCCUACGCGCGUUGGGGGCCUCUUGGAGCUAACCAAGCACCUAGGGUAUUGGAAUUGGAGCCAUUACGGCCCCACGUUCUCGGUGAAGACGAGAGUCGACCCGAUUAAUUUGGCGUAUACUUCGGGAGAUCUCCUUCUGCAUACAGAUCUUGCGUGCUUGCAGACAAAGCCAGAGAUCCAGCUGCUUCACUGCAUCGAACAAGCGUCCUGCCGCGGAGGGGAGAACGUCUUGGUCGACUCCUUCAACGUGGCGGAGCAGCUCCGAGACCGUUACCCGGAAAAAUUCGAACUCCUGUCGACGACGCCCAUCGAUUUCAUCGACGUCGGGAACGAAACGAAGCUCAAGAGGUUCUUCGAGCUUAGCAAACAUCCUUUGAUUGAGGUUGAUCGAGAUGGAGAGAUCUGCGCAGUAUCAUCAAGCCACAUGGCGAGGGACUCCCAUUUUAAUGCUCCACUCGAGAGGGUCAGAAACUGGUACGCUGCCAUGCUGACGUUUUAUGACCUUCUGUAUCUUCCAGAGAACACGAUUACGUACAAAAUGAAAGACGGUGAUAUUCUGAUCUUCGACAACUCCCGCAUCAUGCACGGAAGGAUUCCGAAGGAAAGGAUUCCACUUGACGGAGGGCAGCAGAGAGCUCGAGGGGUGUUACUGGGGCUGGGAUAUGGUCACAUCCUGCCGGAGAGUCCUGCAGGUGAAGCAUGGUUUGAUCAAGCCCUAACCACGACCAUUGUGACUACUGCACAUAAAGACAAGCUGAACCCUCCCAUGGCAUCCAUUUAUACGCUUCUAAAUUAUGUCGGAGCUUCAAGAGGACUUCUUAAGCUCCAGAUAGAUUGCCAUUAGGGGGUGAGUUUCCGUUACUGGAGUUAAAUUUUCAUCAGUAUUUUCCAGCAUCCGUGAGCAUGUAAGGAGAUUGAAAAGUAAUGUUGAAAAUAAACAAUUCAAAACUC
Macrobrachium nipponense is the source of this 1781-nucleotide messenger RNA. Its product is annotated as gamma-butyrobetaine dioxygenase-like. Gene Ontology annotation, biological process: carnitine biosynthetic process. The record is from RefSeq and is a predicted model, not a curated record. Gene Ontology annotation, molecular function: oxidoreductase activity. Lineage: Eukaryota; Metazoa; Arthropoda; Malacostraca; Decapoda; Palaemonidae. Gene Ontology annotation, cellular component: mitochondrion. The transcript is spliced from 10 exons. The coding region runs from base 151 to 1674 and encodes 507 amino acids.